AUGGGUUCUGCGUUCGAUCCCCUUGUCACGACCUCCGAGGAGCCUGCCGUCGUCAACUCGCCGCCUCCCUCCAACCUCACUCAAGACGACCUUAAGAAAAUCGCCGCUUAUAAGGCCGUCGAGUUCGUCGAAUCCGGAAUGGUCGUCGGCCUCGGCACUGGCUCCACCGCUAAACACGCCGUGGAUCGUAUCAGCGAGCUUCUCCUACAAGGUAAACUCCGGGAUAUAAUCGGGAUCCCAACUUCAACCACCACGCACGAGCAGGCGGUUUCUCUCGGGAUACCGUUGUCCGAUCUAGAUUCCCACCCGAUCGUGGAUCUAUCGAUCGACGGCGCCGACGAAGUCGAUCCCGCUCUCAAUCUGGUGAAAGGACGCGGCGGAUCGCUAUUGAGGGAGAAGAUGGUGGAAGGAGCAUCUAAAAAGUUCGUUGUGAUAGUCGACGAAUCGAAGCUCGUGAAGCAUAUUGGGGGAAGCGGCCUCGCCGUUCCCGUCGAGGUCGUGCCGUUCUGCUGCAACUUCACGAGGGGGAAACUGCAAGAGCUUUUCCGAGAAGCGGGAUGCAAGGCGAAGCUUAGGGUGAAGAUCGGGUCUAGCGGCGGCGAGACGGCGGCUGUGACGGACAACGGGAAUUACGUGGUGGAUCUCUACCUGGAGAGGGACAUCGGAGAUUUAGAGGCCGCGAGCGAGGCCAUACUGAGGUUGCCCGGAGUAGUGGAACACGGGAUGUUCCUGGGGAUAGCGACAACCUUGAUCGUCGCCGGAAAAUUCGGCGUAACCGUUAAGAAUAGGUUUGGCUAA
Messenger RNA from Thlaspi arvense, 798 nucleotides. NCBI's taxonomy places the organism in Eukaryota, Viridiplantae, Streptophyta, Magnoliopsida, Brassicales, Brassicaceae. The record is from the annotation of a GenBank genome assembly.